AUGCCAGCGCCGUCAUCCGCAGCGGCCGGCGACUCGCUCCCUUUUGUGUACCGAAUCUUUUUCUUCCUGAUCGAGCCCAUCUCGGCCCUUGUCGGAGCCUACUUCGCGCAUUUCCGCCAAUCCACGUACUUAAACCUUACGCAUGCCGAAUCUACGCCUUCGCCCAUUCCUCUAGGGACCACUAUCGCCAUGUCACAGCUCGCUAAUUUGUACCUUUUCUUUGCGAUCAACGAAGCACUCGUGCUGCGAUCCACCUCGGAUCUUCGCGUCUGGAAGACGGUACUCUUCUGCCUGCUCAUCGGAGACCUCGGCCAUCUGUAUACGGUUCGGGAGCUAGGACUACCAAUUUACUGGAGCGUGUCUAAGUGGAAUGCUAUUGACUGGGGCAAUAUUCCCUUUGUCUACCUUGGCGCGGCAAUGCGCAUUGCCUUCAUAGCUGAUUUCACGGGCUUUCAGGUCAAUGGACCCGAGACGUGGCUAGAAUUCCACAAGAACGAGUUCCAACCCAAGCCCUUCGGCGACUACGAUGUCGAUAUCAAGGUCGAAUGCUGUGGCGUGUGCGGCAGCGACGUCCAUACCAUCAGCGGCGGCUGGGGCGAGCAGCAAUUCCCUCUAGCCGUCGGCCAUGAGAUCGUUGGGAAGGCCAUUCGCGUGGGGCCCAAGGUGACGCUGAUCAAGAAAGGCGAGCGUGUGGGCGUCGGCGCGCAGAGCUACUCGUGCCUCGACUGCCGCCAGUGCAAGAACAACAACGAAGCCUACUGCAGGCAGCAGCUGGAUACAUAUGGCGCCGUCUGGCCCGACACCGGAAUUGUAUCGCAAGGCGGCUACUCUUCGCACGUGCGAACUCACGAACACUGGGUCUUCCCCAUCCCCGAAGCCCUCCCCAGCACCGCUGCGGCGCCUAUGCUUUGCGCUGGGCUGACUGCGUACUCGCCCCUUGUGCGAAACGGCUGCGGGCCGGGCAAGAAAGUUGGAAUUGUGGGAUUAGGUGGCAUUGGUCAUUUUGGUUUGCUGUUUGCUAAAGCCUUGGGGGCCGAGGUUUGGGUGAUAAGCCGCUCACAUGCGAAGGAGGCUGAUGCGCUCAAACUUGGCGCCGAUGGUUUCCUCGCGACAGCCGACAAGGGAUGGAACGAACCACACGUCAUGACGUUUGACUUGAUCCUUAACACGGCGAGCAGCUUUGAAGGCUUCGACAUCGAUGCGUAUUUGAGCCUGCUGGACAUACAUGCCAAAUUUGUGAGCGUCGGGCUGCCCGAGGGCGAUGGCAUCAAAAUACGCAACCAGACUUUUCUCAGCAACGGCUGCUUCAUCGGCACCUCGCACAUUGGAAGCAGACGCGAGUCAAUCGACAUGCUGCAACUGGCCGCCGAUAAAGGCAUCAAGCCAUGGGUUGAGGAGUGCGCUAUCAGCGACAAGAACUUGGCGGAGACCCUGACCAAGCUGCACAACAAUAACGUGCGCUACCGGUUCUGCAUGAUAGGCUACGAGGACGAGUUUGGCGCGUGA
Molecule: messenger RNA, 1506 nt
Organism: Lasiosphaeria miniovina
Lineage: Eukaryota; Fungi; Ascomycota; Sordariomycetes; Sordariales; Lasiosphaeriaceae
Product: NADP-dependent alcohol dehydrogenase-like protein
Exons: 4
Coding region: 1-1506 (501 amino acids)
Biological process (GO): alcohol metabolic process
Molecular function (GO): zinc ion binding; alcohol dehydrogenase (NADP+) activity
Source: RefSeq, a predicted model, not a curated record